AAAAAAUAAAAAUGGAUAUCCGUAGAAAGCAGACGCGAUAUCCGUAGAUUUAUAACGUCAGACAUCCCAGCGCCUUUAUUUAUCUUCCUUCUGUCACUCUGCUGUCUUACUUUCUCUCUCUUCUCUUCAAAACAUAACUUCUCUUCUUCUUCUUCUUUCUACUUCCCCCUUACUUUCAACUUUCUACUUCCGCCUUACUUUUUCCUUAAUUUGCUUCAAUUAUUCAUUUUAAUGGAAGAUCGCAAAGAUAAAGAGAGAAAUGCACCAUGGUUAUCUGUGCCACAAUUCGGAGAAUGGGACCAGAAGGGACCAUUGCCAGAUUACUCUCUUGAUUUCUCAAAAAUUAGAGAAAUGAGGAAACAAAAUAAAAGAGAUCCUUCAAGGGCUAGUCUGGGUAAUGAAGAAGAUUUCAUUAAUCCAACUGCUCCUGCUAACAACAAAGUAAACGAUGACGAACAGCAGCAUUUCAAUCAAAACCACUCUCCAACUCCGAGAAAGAGCUUCCUCAGCUACUUCAAUUGCUGCGUAAGAGCCUAAGUGUCGGAGACAAAAUCUAAGUGCUACAAUGCUGAUGUAUGCAGACCCUGUAUCUAAAUCUUCUUAUUAUCCAGCAGCUUCCUGAUCCUCUACUUUUCUUUGGCUUUUCACACGGCAAUGGCCUGUUUUUCAGUUGUAUUUUGUACUAUCCUUUUGGCCAAAUGAACUGUCUUCAAGAGUUCACUUCAAAGCAAGAAGUGGAAUUUGCCCUUCAUAAAAAUAUUUGUUUCUGACCUUAAGUAGUCUUAUCUUAUUUGUUCAAGCCAAAAACCGGAAACAAUAACAAUUUGUCAAAUAUCAGUCUGAAUGUAUUUAUGGAGUGUAGACGCGAUUGUGAGUUCAAGGAGUAUAAUGUGUUAAAUUUGUCAAGUAAUUCAUAAAAUCACGGGUUGUCUUAUUGCCCUUUUGUAAGUUGCUGUUGUUGUCACCUUCAACUUGUUGUCUAACAUCUGAGGGUGAGGCCAUUAAAGUUCGAAAAAUUUACUAUCGAUCAAGUUUGGUUGGCUUGACAAUUUUGGCACAUAUCUUGUGAUACUGAGACUUUCCCUAAUGAAUAUGAUAUUUCCCAGA
Molecule: messenger RNA, 1107 nt
Organism: Chenopodium quinoa (quinoa)
Lineage: Eukaryota; Viridiplantae; Streptophyta; Magnoliopsida; Caryophyllales; Amaranthaceae
Exons: 3
Coding region: 232-537 (101 amino acids)
Source: RefSeq, a predicted model, not a curated record